AACCCGUGUAAAUGUGCCCAGAAAACCCCGUCGCUCCCCUCGAAAGCCCUCUUCUCAUGAUCCGCCAUUAGGAGUGUGCCUGUGGUGGAUUGGACGCCAGGAUGCAGAUUUUCGUGAAAACCCUCACGGGGAAGACUAUAACCCUCGAGGUUGAGCCUUCAGAUACUAUUGAAAAUGUCAAAGCCAAAAUCCAGGACAAAGAGGGUAUCCCUCCCGAUCAGCAGAGGUUGAUCUUCGCUGGUAAGCAGCUGGAGGAUGGACGCACACUGUCAGACUACAACAUCCAGAAGGAGUCGACCCUGCACUUGGUGCUGAGGCUGCGUGGUGGUGCUAAGAAGAGGAAGAAGAAGUCCUACACCACCCCUAAGAAGAACAAGCACAAGAGGAAGAAGGUCAAGCUCGCUGUGCUCAAAUACUACAAGGUGGAUGAGAAUGGUAAAAUCCACAGACUGAGGCGUGAGUGUCCCGCUGACGAAUGCGGUGCCGGCGUCUUCAUGGCGAGCCACUUCGACCGUCACUACUGCGGAAAGUGCUGCCUCACCUACUGCUUCAACAAACCUGAGGACAAGUAGACAGGGACUUUCUGAGGGCGUUGAUAAUAAAGACGAAAAUGUUUGACAAAA
Messenger RNA from Cheilinus undulatus (humphead wrasse), 623 nucleotides. It is a transcript of the gene rps27a, whose product is annotated as ribosomal protein S27a. NCBI's taxonomy places the organism in Eukaryota, Metazoa, Chordata, Actinopteri, Labriformes, Labridae. Gene Ontology annotation, cellular component: ribosome; cytoplasm; nucleus. The transcript is spliced from 6 exons. Gene Ontology annotation, biological process: modification-dependent protein catabolic process; protein ubiquitination; translation. Gene Ontology annotation, molecular function: structural constituent of ribosome; protein tag activity; ubiquitin protein ligase binding. The record is from RefSeq and is a predicted model, not a curated record. The coding region runs from base 102 to 572 and encodes 156 amino acids.